CUCUCUCAUUGGUGAGGUCAUGAUGAUGUAGGCCUCCCAGUGCAUCCAUCACGGGCUCAGAUCGCUGCAGACACCCACGCACUCCCUUCCCGAUCGACAUAUCACAGUAGGGGUUGUGGAGUUCGGAACACUGCCGGGUUGGAUUUCCAAGCAGCUCUACCAAAGUACCUUAAGGGAGGGUGGCCGAGACCCCGUUUUCUUUGUCCUAUAUAUAACUCACGAAGCCCCGCCCUUCUCUGCACCGAACCAUCACAUAUUAUACCACUACAGCCUCUACUUCGCCACCAGUAGUGUAUAACGUAGCAAAAGCGUUACACUAGCAUCAAGAAACUCACCUGAAUUAGCACUUCAUCAACCCGACCAUGGCAGACAAAAUGCCCUCAGGCAACGAGCCGCGCGCCACUCGGUCCGACUCGACCGCCUCGGCCAGCUCAGCAACAAGCGGACCCCCGGUGUCGGAUCGCGAGCUGCCUCGCGAGAUGCCUCUGCCGCCUCCCUUCGCCACCAAGGUGCCGGUGCCCUCGUGGGCCGGCGGCAGUUCCAAGGAGCAGCAGCAGAACGCUCGCCGCAAGUCCUCCCACGUUCUCUUCGAGGGUCUGACAGCCCAGAAGCGCAAGGGCGAUCCCGAGUCGGUCGCCCGCCGCCAGAGCUUUAACGAGCAGCGGCCCCCGCCGGGCUUCAUCGGCCAGAUGUGGAACAGCUGGGUGCGUGGCGACAAAUGAUCGGACUUUGACGGGAACGAAAGGGGUGUUUGCUAUCACAAGAACAAAGUAAACAUAAAUGUAACUUCAGUGGGAAGGUCGAGAUCCAACGAGGCGUCGUUGACAUUCGGAGUUUCAUGCGAGAUUCAAGGGAAGAACAACGUCAAACACCACUCGGCGAAGAACGUGCUUUGUCGACGCCGGAACAGGAUAACAGCAAGAUGGGGUUUUGCGUUUAUGUCUGUCACGUAUUCCUGUACCUAUGGUCAGCAAAUUGUGGGUUCUUCUUGAUAUUCACCUGGUGACGGGUCAAGCGUCCGGCAUGCCUUGUAUUGGCUGGCUCUCCAACGUAAUCCGCCCGCACUUGAUGUACCUAGAAUGUCACAUCAUCAGCCAACAUUGAAUAUCCAAGGUAACUUGUACAGGUUGUAACAAGCCCUAUAAUCCUGCUAGAGGC
Parathielavia appendiculata is the source of this 1158-nucleotide messenger RNA. RefSeq lists its product as uncharacterized. The record is from RefSeq and is a predicted model, not a curated record. The transcript has 2 exons. Bases 375 to 722 code for a protein of 115 amino acids. Lineage: Eukaryota; Fungi; Ascomycota; Sordariomycetes; Sordariales; Chaetomiaceae.